AUGGCUGAAAUGAAAAUUCUAUCAAAAUGCCAAGAGCAUUUAUUGAAGCAGAUGUUCUUGGGUACAUCUACUGACUUAGAUAAAUCGUGUGUAGUGGGCACGACACUUGCAUUCAAGAUUCUACUCGAACCCGACACGGAUGAUAUACUAACGUACUCGUUGGUCAAUGAAGCUACACGUUCUGAUACUAUUGGUAAUUGUAUAUACACCUAG
Molecule: messenger RNA, 213 nt
Organism: Plasmopara halstedii
Lineage: Eukaryota; Oomycota; Peronosporomycetes; Peronosporales; Peronosporaceae
Exons: 4
Coding region: 1-213 (70 amino acids)
Source: RefSeq, a predicted model, not a curated record